CAUGGCGCCAGCGCUGUUGCGACACAGUAGCGUGACAAGUCAUGUCAUUUCUGCUCAUGAUACAUGAAAAAAUCCAAUGGCAGAUUCUUUUUUCGGGUUCGAUACUUCGUUAUCGAACUUAAAUGAUGACGAGGGAGGCGGGGAGCCAUCGGAAGAGGAGUACGAUGCACUCAACGAUGAGACCUUUGGUGAAGACUCUGAAGAAUUUGAUUGGGAAGUUCAACACGAACACCUAGCCGAGCAACUUGAGAGCAGUCGUCGGAACGCAGCGCUCGAAGAGGCGGACUCGAGGCUCGAAGCUUCAUUGUCUCAGCUAGUGUUGGAUGAGACGGACGCCCCACAGACACGAAGUCUCGGCUCCAGCGUGUGGCGACACGAUCUAUCAUUCUCAGCGCCUACGCCGAUUCCACCACUCAAAAAUGUCUGCACAGUCGAGGAACUGGAGAGGCAACUGCGCCAGAACCAAACACCUCAGAACUUCACACAGAACUACUAUCAGCCAAGAUUUCCACCGGUCAUCCUUCAAAGGCCUCCAGGUCUUCAAGCGCCCGUACCACUACCAUUUGCGCCACAACAACCUAUGGCUCAUAAUAUGAGCCAAAUGAACCAACCGUUGAAUAAGAUAAUCGGUCAAAACUCCCAAAUGAACCAAAUGGGUCAAAACCAAAUGAUGAACCAUAUGACCCAGAAUAUCAACCAAAUGGGACAGAAUAUGUCUCAUGCCCCUAAUCAGAAUAUGUCUCAUGGCCUUAAUCAGAUGCCUCAAAAUAUGAAUCAGAUGAGUCAGAACAUUAAUCUCCAACAAAAUGUCAACCAGAUGGGACAAAUGGGUCACAAUGUAAACCAAUUUAUGCAGAAUUCGAACCAAAUGAAUCAAUUUCAAAACAACCAAAUGGGACAAGGUAUGAUGAAUCAGAUGCAAAACAUGCACCAUCAAAAUAAUCAAAUAAUGAACCAGUUGGGUCAGAUGAACCAGAAUAUGAACCAAAAUUUGAAUCAAAUGCAAAAUCAGAUACCUCCAAAUUUGAAUCAGAUGGGACAAAAUAUAAAUCAAAUAGGACAAAGUAUUAAUCAAAUGGGACAAAAUAUUAAUCAGAUGAGUCAAAAUAUGAAUCAAUUGGGGCAAAACCAGAUGAUGCCAAAUGGUAAUAAUUUUGGUAUGAAUCAAUUUUCUCAUAUGAUGGGGCAACCCCGGAUGAUGGCGCCGCCCCCUGGCAUUGGCAUGCCCAGACAAAAUUUCAGCCCAAAUAUGAAUCAGUUUAACCCGAAUUUUCGUGGAUCAUCAAUUCCAAAAAACGAUCAACCCAACCAAUCCAACAUGGUCAUUAACCAGAUUAAUAAACAAAUAAAUCAGAUCAAACCCAACCAGAUGACUCAAUCUCCCCAGAACAAGUUACAAAAACCGAUUCAAAAUGUAACACAGAAUCUCCAGAAUCAGAAACUGAAGACUCGAGUGUAUAAUAAUUCCAAGAAUUUAACAUCUCAGAAUAUGGUUCAAAUUAUUCAGAACACCCAUCCGAUGUUACAGUUCAAUAAUAGUUAUCACAAUGCGAGCCAUCAUCCGAUGUUAAAUAAUCGUAAUUUGUUUAAUAAUCAAGUGAUGAAUAAUCAUCCUAUGUUCAAUCGACAGAACGGAUCAUUCGGAAAUGUUAAUAGGCACACAAACAGCGACGACGGUGCCAGCGACACAGACGAGUACGCCGGCCUCAUGACCCAGAGGGAGAAGCAGUGGCUGAUUAACAUACAGAUGUUGCAGUUGAAUACCGGAACACCGUAUAUACACGACUUUUAUUACACCGUAUUCUUAGAAAGGCAGGCUAACAAAGAGAAGGAGGGUAUUAAGGAGGCCCACAAGGCUAACCAGCAGAACCAUCCAUUCUAUAGUGGAGGUGAGCAAGAGACAGAGUUAAGACGGGAGCGUCACAAUUCUCACCGCCACAACUCCACUGGAGACGAGGCACCGCGCGCCUACGUGCCUACGCAGUUCGAAAACUCAUUGGGGAAGUUGCAGUGUGGCAGUGUUACGGCCCCUAGAAAAAUAAUCGACGUAGAAGUGGUAGCGGAACCGGCGUCCGGUAGGCAGUCGCGCGCCCCGAGCGUCGCCAGCACUACUAACCCCGCUGAAGUACCUCGAGAAGUACGAAGGACGAAACAACUAUUACUGGAUAUAGAGGCGUUAUACUUAAUACUGCUCAGACUUGAAGAGUUAAACGACCCUUUGGCUAUAUCGAACGCACUUAUAUUAAAAGAAAGAGAAGAAAAACAGAAGCAACUAGAAGCGGCCCAGAAGGAGGCUGAGAAUGAGUUAGAGGAAGACUCGAAUCUAUUUCUAAAGAACAUCGAGUCGGUACAGAGAAGACCGAAGCAGGACAGCCCUAAGAGCGAAUGUAUAGACAAGAGACAGGUAGUAAACCUAGCGGUGUGCACAAAACCAGCGCCUGUCAAGAAUCUCCUGGACGAGGAUAAAGAUGAGCUUCUCAAUAAGAUGUUCUCUGGUUUGCUGCACGGGGACAGACUGCCCCAGAUUUUGACCGUGAGGAAAGGCAGGUCGCUGGUGGUACGGUUCCUACGCCGGGCUCCAACGCCACACGGACGCCUCCGUGCUCUGUGGUCGCGUGUGUUACGAGCUCUGCCAUCUGCUUCUAGAAGAGACGACGGUGGUCUAGCCGCUCUAUCGCAUCAUUACCGUCGGUACAUCCAGAGUACGUCGGGCUGGUCCACUGUUAUAGAAUCCUGCGGAAUACUCUCCGAAGCUCUGGACCCGGCGAGGACGCCCCACGCCUUGACUACUUCGCUAACUCUAAGCUGCGUAUGCGCACUAAUGGAGCGAGCAAUCAUACUAGUAAAUACACCCGACGCCACCUCCAACGAACGACAAUGGUACAAAUUCCUCAAAACUCUAGCGAGAACCCUAAAGCACACAACUCUCAUUGUCGCGAAGCCGGUUCAACCUCUACCGGAGUCAAAGGUCCUGCAUCACAUAAAACAACUAGAGUCGAGGUCCACCAUAGAGAUACUACAGCGGGGUAAAACUGCUGACUUUGGUUUGACAAAAACGGAGGUGACGGAAACGUUGGUCAAACAUUUGUGUUGA
Messenger RNA from Melitaea cinxia (Glanville fritillary), 3094 nucleotides. RefSeq lists its product as uncharacterized. Gene Ontology annotation, molecular function: RNA binding. The coding region runs from base 77 to 3094 and encodes 1005 amino acids. Gene Ontology annotation, cellular component: P-body. The record is from RefSeq and is a predicted model, not a curated record. The transcript has 18 exons. Lineage: Eukaryota; Metazoa; Arthropoda; Insecta; Lepidoptera; Nymphalidae. Gene Ontology annotation, biological process: deadenylation-dependent decapping of nuclear-transcribed mRNA; P-body assembly.